CUGUGUUUCAUUAUUAGGUAUGCUUCCCAGUGACUCAUUUGCUCCCAUGGCUGUUGCAUCUCAGGAGUGGUCUGUGGAAGCCUCAAACUCUCCAUACUCAGAAUCCUUGGUUUCUCCAGAAGGUAGUAUAGAAACCCUACAGCCGGCAGCAGAGCGAUCCAAGGAAGUAGAAGUGGAAUCAGUACAAGAGCAGCUGCCAAAUAAAGCAUUGGAAAUGAUGGCCGAAGAGAGGACUGCUGAUGUGGUGCCAUCUAGAAAAACAGAGGUACCUUCAUCCACAGACACGACACCAGGCACAGGCCCCGAAGUGGCAUUUGCUAAAGAUACAGAAGAGACCAGGAAACCAGAUGUGAUGCUGUCAGAUGUCAUGCAGCCAUCCAGUGAAUCCGAUCUGUUCCUGGCUGAGGACGUGGAAGGACAUGUAGGAACAGAGGUGGCCCCUGUUAAGGAUGUCAUAUUGCCGACAGAAGAUGUAUCUUUGACCAAGGAUAUGGCAUUUCCUACAGAAAUUGAAAUGGUCCCAGGCAAGGAUGUGACACUGCCCAAAGAAACAGAGCUCACGUUUGCAGUAAAAAUGGACUUGGUACCACCUGAGGAUAUGGUACUUCCCAAAGAAACAGAGCUAGCCCCGGUCAGUGUCAUGGUUUCCUCCUCAGCAAUAGAAGCGGCACUGGCAAAGGAUGCUGAGUCCUCUGCGGAAAUACCUUCAGCUGAGGAGAUGGACUUGUCCUCAGAAACAGAGGUGGGCUUGGCAAGGGACUUGGCACUGCCCUCAGACACCCUGAUGAUCUUGACAAAGGAUGUAACAUUGCCCUUAGAAACAGAGGGAUCUCUGGCCGAGAGUGUGACUCCAUCUCUGGAAAGUGAAAUGACCCUGGAUAAGGAUAUGGCUCCACCCCCUGAAGCAAAAUUGGACAUGGUCAGCGAAAUGACUCCACUCCCAGAAUCAGAAGUGUCUCUGGGCAAGGAAGUGGUUAUACUUUCAGAAACAAAGGUGACUGAGAUCAACAAUUCGACCCCUCUUUCAGAAAAAGAGGUGGCCUCAAUCAAGGACAUUUCUCUGCCUCCAGAAACAGAGGCUCCCCUGGCUGAGGAUGCUGUUCUGCCCUUAGGAACAGGGUUGACCCUGGACAACAACGUGACUCCAGCCAAGGAUGUUGCACUACUCUCGGAAACAGAAGUAGCAGCAGCUCAAAUUAAAGACAAGGAAAAUGCACAGACCCAAGAACUAAGUAAAGACUCCCAGUUAGAAUCUGUCCAGCACAAGGGGCAGUCAGCAGUACCUCCUUGCAUGAUUCUACCAGAACCAGUCAAAGCUGCAGACCAAAAGUCUAACUUGCCAGUAGAUGAAGGUGCUCUGUUAGAGAACUUAAAGCAGAAGGAAACCUCCGGCAGUCAGUCUUCUGAACUUUCUUCAGGAAUAACCAGGCAAGAAGAAGGAAAGGCUGCUGUGGGUGUGACAGGAAAUGACAUCACUACCCCACCAAACAAGGAGCUACCACCAAGCCCAGAAAAGAAAGCAAAGCCUUUGGUCACCACUCAACCUGCCAAGACUUCAACAUCGAAAGCCAAAACACAGCCCACUUCUCUCCCUAAGCAACCAGCUCCCACCACUUCUGGGGGGUUGAAUAAAAAACCCAUGAGCCUGGCUUCAGGCUCCGUACCAGCUGCCCCACCCAAACGCCCUGCUGCUGCCACUGCUACUGCCAGGCCUUCCACCCUACCUGGAAGAGACGUGAAACCAAAGCCAGUUACGGAGGCUAAGAUUUCUGAAAAGCGGACCUCACCUUCCAAGCCUGCAUCCACCCCAGCCCUCAGACCUGGACCUAAAACCACACCAACUGUCUCAAAAGCCACAUCUCCCUCAACUCUUGUUUCCACUGGGCCAAGCAGUAGAAGUCCUGCCACACCUCUGCCUAAGAGGCCCAUCUCCACUAAAACAGAGGGAAAACCUGCUGAUGUCAAAAGGAUGACUGCCAAGUCUGCACCAGCUGACUUGAGUCGCUCAAAGACCACCUCUACCAGUUCUGUGAAGAGAAACACCACUCCCACUGGGCCAGCACCCCCAGGAGGGACGACUUCCACCCGAGUCAAGCCCACAUCUGUACCUUCCCGGUCUUCUGUGGCAGUUUCUGUGGACAAGAAGCCCACCUCGGCUAAGCCUAGUUCUUCUGCUCCCAGGCUGAGCCGCCUGACCACCACUGCCUCUGCCCCUGAUCUGAAGAAUGUUCGCUCCAAGAUUGGCUCUACAGAAAAUAUCAAGCACCAGCCUGGAGGAGGCCGGGCCAAAAUAGAGAAAAAAACAGAGGCAGCUGCCACAUCUGGGAAGCCUGAACCUAACGCAGUCACUAAAGCAGCUGGCUCCAUUGCGAGUGCACAGAGACCAUCUGCUGGGAAAGUCCAGAUAGUCUCCAAAAAAGUGAGCUACAGCCAUAUUCAAUCCAAGUGUGGUUCCAAGGACAAUAUUAAGCAUGUCCCUGGAGGUGGCAAUGUUCAGAUUCAGAAUAAGAAAGUGGACAUCUCCAAGGUAUCCUCAAAGUGUGGGUCCAAAGCUAAUAUCAAGCACAAGCCUGGAGGAGGAGAUGUCAAGAUUGAAAGUCAGAAGUUGAACUUCAAGGAGAAGGCCCAGGCCAAAGUUGGAUCCCUUGAUAAUGUGGGCCACCUGCCUGCAGGAGGUGCCGUGAAGACUGAGGGCGGUGGCAGUGAGGCCCCUCCGUGUCCGGGUCCCCCUGCUGGGGAGGAGCCGGCCAUCCCUGAGGCUGCGCUUGAUGGUGGCGCCCCUACUUCAGCCAGUGGCCUCAGUGGCCACACCACCCUGUCAGGGGGUGGUGACCAAAGGGAGCCCCAGACCUUGGACAGCCAGAUCCAGGAGACAAGCAUCUAACGAUGACAUUCUGGUCUCGUCUUCCAUCUCCCCGUGUUCCCCUUCUUGUCUCCCCCUUGUUGCCCUCUCCCGUCCCUCCUCACGUGUCCCUGCAGAUUGAGACCUACAGGCUGACGUUCCGGGCAAAUGCCAGGGCCCGCACCGACCAUGGGGCCGACAUUGUCUCCCGGCCUCCCCACUUCCCUGGCUGCCCAAGCUUGGGGGCCCGGGCCCUGGGCUCCCUUUCCCGGGCUGUCUACUAGACGUGUGAGCUCUUGGGGGCUGGGCAGUCCUUUAGGCCUCUUUCCCUCCUGCCUAGCUUGCUCAAGGCGGCAGCAGCCUCUGCUGCCUUCCCCUCCUUCCCCCCUCUUCCGGGCCAGCUCCAACUUCCCAUCCCACCACUGCUCCAUGGAGAGGGUUGGGGCGGCGAUGGGAGUCUAAUGGGAUCUCUGUGGGAUCUAGGGGUGGGGUGCUGGAUUCCAAGAAACUGACAAACCCUCCCUCUCUUCCCUGGUUCAACCUGGAGGGACUAGUAGAGGUGAACUCCAGGUUGUGACCAGCACUGACCGAAUCCCCUGGAACCUAAACCACUGCCUCUCCUUGACCCCACAGAGGAAGCCACCCUGUAGGUUAUUGUAUCAGGCCCUUUGGCUGCCCUGCUUCAAGUUAAUCAGGGGUCCGCUGCCCUUGUCCCCACUGCUUAUACCUAAAUAGCUGCUGUCUCACUUUUCUUUUUUCUUGUUUUAGUCUUUUUUUUCCCCUUCCAGUAACCCAUGAACUGGUAGUAUAGUUUGCAGGUUGAAGCCAUGUCUAAAGAGAGUUCUCAGUAGGUGAUGGAGGAAGCAAGGGGGAGGUCCUGAGUCUCCACUGAGGAGGCUGUCAGUUUUGGGGGGCUGCCCCACUGUGGGCCGCUUGGGGCCCAGUGGGAAGAAAGUGAGAAGUGGGGCUGCUGCCUAGUCAGCAGUCGGACAGCGAGGGCGGGCCAGUGGGACUGGCUGUGCUGGCAUUGUGUAUGCUGCUUUCUUUUUCUAACCAAGAGGCUGGUUUUGGCAUCUGUCUCCUUCCCUGGGAACUGGUGGUCAACGUGUGAUAGAAAACCAGGCCUGGAGAAACAGAAAUGAUGGUCAGAGUCCCUGACCUGCACUUGCAGGCCAAGGCACCCAAACCCUCAUGUCCAGGGGAGCCUGAGCUGUCCAGAAUGCAUGUGAACAGUGAGGAAUCAGGUGUGGAAAUUUCAAACUAAAAUGCAUGAGACCUGGUGUGACUGGAGAGGAGCAGGAGAGGCCAGGCCCUUCGUGAUGGUGCAGCCAUCCCAGCGUAGUCUGUUUAUGGGUGGGAUGGCUGCAAUGCUGAGAUAUCCUGGGAAUUAUAUCAACACAAGUUUCUUAUUGCACUUGUAUUUUUUGUAUUAAAGUUUGCAUGGUUUCUAAUAAAGGAUUCAAACCUAA
This is a messenger RNA of Peromyscus eremicus (cactus mouse), 4311 nucleotides long. Its product is annotated as microtubule-associated protein 4-like. The coding region runs from base 20 to 2884 and encodes 954 amino acids. Gene Ontology annotation, molecular function: microtubule binding. Gene Ontology annotation, cellular component: neuron projection. Gene Ontology annotation, biological process: neuron projection development; microtubule cytoskeleton organization. The record is from RefSeq and is a predicted model, not a curated record. Lineage: Eukaryota; Metazoa; Chordata; Mammalia; Rodentia; Cricetidae. The transcript is spliced from 14 exons.